CACUGAGACAGUAACAAUGAUAGCUUUGCUGGUGCUUGCGCUGUUUGCUCACUCCUCUGCUGCGCCUCUGUCGUCUGAGGACAAAGACGACUUGCUUUUAGCAGAGAAAUACCUUCGUCGCUUCUAUGGCCUUCCAGCAGGUCUACAGGGUAGACAAGGGCAGCCAUCAGAUGCCCUCAAGGCCAAGAUCAAAGAGAUGCAGAGAUUCUUCAAUCUCAAGGUGACAGGGAAUCUGGAUGAGAACACUUUGGAGCUGAUGAAGGAGCCCAGGUGCGGUGUCCCAGAUAUUGGGGAGUACAACCACUUUCCUCGACACCUCAAAUGGCCAAAUACCGACGUAACAUUCAGGAUUGUGAAUUAUACACCAGACCUGAAGAAGUCUGACGUGGACAGAGCCAUUCGCAAUGCGCUGAACGCUUGGUCGGAUGUCACACCUCUGACCUUUAAGAAGCUAUACAAGGGCAACGCUGACAUUAUGAUCAGUUUUGGAUCCAAAGAGCAUGGAGACUACAACCCCUUUGAUGGGCCUAAUGGACUGCUGGCUCAUGCUUACCCCCCGGGCGAAGGCAUCGGGGGAGACACUCACUUUGAUGAGGACGAAGAUUGGACCAAAGAUUCCUCCGCUUACAACCUGUUCAUAGUGGCAGCCCAUGAGUUAGGACAUGCCCUCGGUAUGUCCCACUCCACAGACCCGGGCGCCCUGAUGUAUCCCGUCUACUCGUACAGCACAGGCUACCCUCUGGCUGAAGAUGACAUUGAAGGAAUCCAAGCUCUCUAUGGUCCAAACCCAAACUCAAGGAAAGUGAAGCCAAGGCCUGACGCACCAACCAAAUGUGACCCGAUGUUGAGUUUUGACGCUGCCACAGAGCUCAGGGGGGAGACGGUCAUCUUCAAAGACAGAUUCUACUGGCGUCUCCACCCUCAGAUGCCGGAGCCUGAGCAGACGCUGAUCAAGUCCACAUGGCCUUCCAUACCCAACAAAGUGGAUGCAGCUUAUGAGAACCCAGAGAAGGAUCUCGUCAUCAUAUUCAGUGGGAUCCGAAUGUGGGCGCUGAACGGGUACAAUCUCGUGGAUGGUUAUCCAAAGUACAUUCACAAACUCGGCCUUCCCAAGACCAUCAGGAAAGUAGAUGCGGCGGUGCACAUUGGAGACACAGGCAAAACUCUACUUUUCACUGACGAGGAAUACUGGAGCUACGAUGAAGCGUCGGGCACCAUGGACACUGGCUACCCACGAUCCAUUGAGGACGAUUUUCCAGGAAUGAGUGAUGAGGUUGAUGCCGCUGUGUAUCACUAUGGAUACUUGUAUUUCUUCCAUGACCACGUGCAGUACGAGUACAGUUACACCUCAAAGAAAGUCAUUCGCAUCAUGAGGACCAACGCAAUUCUCAACUGCUGAUGAAGUGGUCAGCAACCGGUUUAUACCAUGUCAUAAUGACUUUGUGACAGACACAAUAUAUGCAGACAUGUUAAAAUGAGACUUCAGAAGAUGUGAUGAUCCCAUGAAUGUUGAGAAAAAUGGUCACAUGCACAGAGAAGUUAUUUAUUUUUACUUGUGCUGGUCACAUGUACAUAGUUCACGUCAACUGUCAGACACAGAAAGCUUGAGGUUUCCUCGUAUAUCUAUGUUCAAUAAGAUUAUUGCUAUUUAUUUUACAACUACACACACACACACACAUUAUCUCUAGCCUUAACCAUAACCAGUUAAUGCCCAACCCAAACCUCAAUCUAACUAUCAAAUGUUAGCCCUAAACUUAACCAGCUCCUCUGAAAUGAGUUUCUGCCGGAAAAAAAGCAACAAAUACAAGAACAUGUAAUGACCUACUUUUCCCACUAGAGAGCACUCAGCAGUUGAAGUACACAAAGGUCCCAUUCAGGUCCAAGGAUUAUGUUCCAGCAAAACCAGAAGCUGCAGUUUCAAAAGAUUCAUUUCACCAAAUACCUCUUUAUCUAAAUAAUGAGAGAAUUACAGACUUAAAGGGUUAUUCCACAUGUCUACCUACAUAGAAUUCUAAGAGCGGAUUUCAACCAAAUACGACAUAUCAACAGUGAGAAUGUAUUUAUGAAUACUCCACUGGAAUUUUUGUACACACAUUGCCCAUAGCGCCCUUAAGGUGACAACAACCAACUAUGCAUAAUAUACUGUAGUCCAGCGGUUUCCUCUUGUUUAGACAAACGCAAACAAAUGUGUCAAAACAGAAAUAGACCACAGUGACCUGCACAUAUUCGAUGAAGCUCAGUUGUGUUACAGUACCAAAAAGUUGAGCUCAGCAUGUUAUACAUCUCUUUUCUUUUCAGGCUAACACUUGUAUUUUGCUUUUUAAAUUGCUCCUGUAUACAGAAUGCAUUUUGAAAAAGAGAGAAAUCCUGUUACCCCAGAUUAUGAGGUACAUUGCUUGGUGUCAUGGUAAAGUAGUAUGUAAUGCUGACCUUGCAAGAAUAAUCAUUCACUCGGCAGAGUGAUUUAUCUGAGAACAUUUUGUUAAAGUGUACGCAUCACUUUUACCCUCCUUUGUUCACCAGAGAGAAUCGCCAUGUCGUGCUUAUAGGAAACAUGCCAAACUCUUUGAAUUGUCCAUUGAAUUGUUGUAUAGGAUGCAACAGAAGCUAAAUAAAACUCACGCAAAUAA
Messenger RNA from Solea senegalensis (Senegalese sole), 2630 nucleotides. Its product is annotated as collagenase 3-like. NCBI's taxonomy places the organism in Eukaryota, Metazoa, Chordata, Actinopteri, Pleuronectiformes, Soleidae. The record is from RefSeq and is a predicted model, not a curated record. The coding region runs from base 17 to 1399 and encodes 460 amino acids. Gene Ontology annotation, biological process: collagen catabolic process; extracellular matrix organization; proteolysis. Gene Ontology annotation, molecular function: metalloendopeptidase activity; zinc ion binding. The transcript is spliced from 11 exons. Gene Ontology annotation, cellular component: extracellular matrix.